AUGACAAGAACCCCUAUUAACAUAGAUGCUACAACUAAUGUUGAGUUUGACAAUAUUAGCCGUUUGUUCUCCACAAAUGAAAAUGCUCAUAAUUGUAACAAAAAAAUGCUAUAUACAUUGAAACAUCCUGUUGCACGUAGUCUCGCAACAAAAGUAGGAAGUGUACAUCAAGCAAAAGAUUUUUCAAAUGAUGAACUUGAUCUAGAGAUAUUGAUCAGCAAUAAUUCAAGGGUGAUGUUGACUUCAAAUAUUUGGAUACAAGCAAGACUUGUAAAUGGAGCUCUAGGAUAUGUUCGAAAGAUUAUCUAUAAACCAGGAAGUUCUCCACCUGAACCACCAUCAUAUGUCAUGAUUGAAUUUGACAAUUAUACAGGAAUACCAUUUGAAGAUCAUCAUCCAAAUAUAAUUCCAAUUACACCUAUACAAAGGGGUGGGGACAUUUUAGUUACCAUUGAGAUUGGCAUGGGCAUUGAAUAUACAUAA
Molecule: messenger RNA, 483 nt
Organism: Cryptomeria japonica (Japanese cedar)
Lineage: Eukaryota; Viridiplantae; Streptophyta; Pinopsida; Cupressales; Cupressaceae
Exons: 1
Coding region: 1-483 (160 amino acids)
Source: RefSeq, a predicted model, not a curated record